Tyto alba (common barn owl) is the source of this 1163-nucleotide messenger RNA. RefSeq names its product signal recognition particle 14 (gene SRP14). The record is from RefSeq and is a predicted model, not a curated record. Bases 53 to 385 code for a protein of 110 amino acids. The transcript has 5 exons. Gene Ontology annotation, cellular component: signal recognition particle, endoplasmic reticulum targeting. NCBI's taxonomy places the organism in Eukaryota, Metazoa, Chordata, Aves, Strigiformes, Tytonidae. Gene Ontology annotation, molecular function: endoplasmic reticulum signal sequence receptor activity; 7S RNA binding. Gene Ontology annotation, biological process: SRP-dependent cotranslational protein targeting to membrane.
GCGGGGGCGGUGCCGCGCGUGCGCCCGCGCGGCGUUUCCGGGUGGGGCCGGGAUGGUGCUGCUGGAGAGCGAGCAGUUCCUGACAGAGCUGACCAGACUCUUUCAAAAGUGCAGAACUUCGGGGAGCGUUUUCAUAACGCUGAAGAAAUAUGAUGGCCGAACAAAACCAGUCCCACGCAAAGGCCACGCAGAAAGUUUUGAACCAGCAGACAAUAAAUGUCUUCUAAGAGCAACUGAUGGAAAGAAGAAAAUUAGCACAGUGGUGAGCUCAAAAGAAGUAAACAAAUUCCAGAUGGCAUAUUCAAAUUUGCUGAGAGCGAACAUGGAUGGCUUGAAGAAAAAAGACAAGAAAAGCAAAAACAAGAAGAGUAAAGCAACACAGUGAUGGAGCAGUGUCCUGCCAUCCCUAUAACAGACUUGACCCUUGCUCAAAGCAAAGCCCAUUUCUUUUUGAGUUACCACUUGUCUUUGGCUUUCCUUCCAGCAGGAUACUGGGAUGUGAUCAGUACUUUUGUUUAAACUGAGAGCAGAAGGUGCUUUCUGUGGAUUGUUGUAUGGCAGGAGUAUUUACAGGGUUAUACUGAAGUAGCUUUAUACUCAGCUGCCAACUGGUUUUGUACUUAUCCUGCUGUCUGUUUUAUAUUGUAUGAGUGUAAAAUCUGUUUGAGGAAUAACACAGGGUGACAAGGAAUGUACCAGGAGCAAAGCGAGACUGGAGCAGGAGUCUCAGUGACAGAUGCCCAGUUUUAUAGAUAAGCCUCAGUAGUACUAGGGGAAGUGGGUGCCAAAAUAUUAUCAGGAGCAGCAGCUUUCCUGUUUCUCUCGUUUUGAGAGACAUGUCUAUGUGAUGCAGUGCAGAUAUCCCCAAGGCAGCCAGCACAGUGCUUGAGCUCUUGCAGAGCCAGGCAGCUGUGCCUUUGCUCCAUGCUGAUCCAGCUGUGCUGAUCCAGCUGUGCUCACCCUGGCUCAGGGUGGGGGGGCAGGCAGGACUCAGUGUUCCUUUUGGACAUGGCUUAAAAAUGCUCAUGUCACCUAAACUUUUUUUUUAAAGCUUCAUCCUUCAGUAUAUUCAGGGAUAUGAAUUUCCCCAUACUUCAAAUCUUACAGUAGUUCCUUCAUAUGAGCAGGUGUAAUUGUUCCUAUUAAAUACAAUGAGAAAUGGA